CCUCCCCGGUGCCCAGCAGCGUGUGGAACCCUGCCACACCGCCCGCUUGCCACACCACGGCCUUCACCUGCGUGUUCCAGUGUUUUCCGUGUGAGCCGACUUGCCUCAGUGCCUCGUGGAGCAGCCCGGAGUUUGCGCUGCGCCCGGUGGCCCCCAUGGUGAAGAUGACGAGAUCCAAGACAUUCCAGGCUUACUUGCCCACCUGCCACAGGACGUACAGCUGCAUCCACUGUCGAGCCCAUCUCGCAAACCACGAUGAGCUCAUCUCAAAGUCCUUUCAAGGGAGCCAAGGUAGAGCUUACCUGUUCAACUCAGUUGAUCACACUUCAAAAAGUACUUCUUUGGCUGCAAAGGUCGUGAAAGGCGCUAUAGAAAUAGUUAAUGUGGGCUGUGGACCAGCGGAGGAGCGGGUUUUACUCACUGGCCUGCAUGCAGUGGCUGAUAUUUACUGUGAAAAUUGCAAAACCACACUGGGCUGGAAAUACGAGCACGCCUUCGAGAGCAGUCAGAAAUACAAAGAAGGAAAGUACAUUAUAGAACUUGCUCAUAUGAUUAAGGACAAUGGCUGGGAGUGAACAGAAGGUCCUGCUGGAGCUGAUUGCUGGGCCCUUGAUCCUGGAACAAGAGGAGUAACUGAAGGCUUUGGUUGUACAUGUUGUGGGGGAGCCGAGCUGCCCGGCUCCAUCUCUCAGCCACCCGCCUCUGCAUCUCUCUUCCCUUUUAUUAUUAUCACUAUUAUCCUCUCUUGUCUUUUUGUUUUGCCUCCUGUGGUCAAUCAUCUCCUGGCUCUUCCUCUUUGUAGUCAUCGUGGCUGAACGACUGCACCAAAGCUCGAGGAUAAUCAACUUUGCUUUUUCUUAAGUUAACUUGAAAAGCCGUUUUAGUGACAUUCGCUUAAGAGUAGCAUUGUUUGGGAAUGCGGGGAGGUGAAGGGCAAAACUGUGUUUAGUGAAAAGCAGGCGGAGAAUUCAAAGUUGAGGCCUUGCUUGGUGGCGGUAGUCGGAGUUUUGAUGUGUCCACCUGCCCCGUUCAUUCAGCUGGUGAAGGGCCGGACCGACACACCUUCCCCCCCCGAACCCCAUUGCCCAUUUGCCAGCAGGCUGCCGAGGGUGAAAAGACACUUCACAAGCAUGCAAGGCGCUGCAGUAGAUACUUGUCCCUUCUCGGAAGAAGGAAAUUAGCGCCUUACCACUUUGUCCGCUUUGAGCCAGCAUGUAUCUGAUUCCCAACGCUAAUUGAUACUCUUGCUGCAACCUGUCGUUGGUGGCCGUGCAUUUGAUUCAUGCGCAGACUUGAACUGGGAGCGGGUAGAAUGUGAGAGAGGCUCCCCUCACCCCCUCCCCCGCCACAGCUGGUGGGUCAUCUUUUGAUGGCCCCUGGCUGUCUCAUGGUCACCUCGUUAAAAAAAAAGUCAUCCCAUACCCCUUUAAGGACCUCACUAAUAUCGGAUGGGCCAGUCCAAUUAAAAAGCGGCCAAAUAAGCAUCCAGUGCCACCGAAGCAAAAGGAUGCCUUCCCAAUGAAAUCAGGAUUGUAUUAUUGGUCUCUACAAGACACUCCACACCAUGCAGUGCCCGCUGGUCAGGCAAGGCAACCCCUGGAAGUGGGACUCAACCUCUACUUCCCGUUGCCCUAAUCUUAACCUGUCAUUUCAUCAAACAAUGGUGACGUAAGGUUGAAGGAUCAGUGUCUGUAACUGGGUCAAUUUUUAAAAGACAGUGACGGAUCAGCUGAUUGCAGCUUAGCUGUGAGAGAGUCUUGGCCACUGCUUCUGUUUGUGCAUGAGAGACAGAGAGAGAGUGUGGAUGACAAAGGCAGAACUGAUGCCUCCUUUGGUACCCACUGGUGCAGGUGGAUGAGGCAGCUGAGCUGCUGCAGACCAGUGCAGGAAGAAAGAUAUAACCUAAGGUCUGUGUAACCAAAUAUGGCCAAAGCCUCCCACCAAGUGACGGUGGGUGUGCGGACUGGUUGGAUUACUCAAAACGUAGAGCAUGGCACCCAACCAAAAUACUUAAAAACUUCAUUUCAAAAGUUGUCAAACAGCAAAGGAGAAAGAAUAAUUGCAUAGGUGGUAGCUGUGUGAAUAAUAUAAGAGGGCACUGGUCCCUUCUGCUGUUUUAGUGGAUCUGCCCAUUACUCAGUCACUUUCAGCAAUAGUUAAAAGUCCCUGGGUAUAUUGGGAGGAGUGGGUUACAUCAGUGUGAGUGAAAUACUGUGAAAAUUGUCAUAUACUGUUUAAUUUCAACCAGUGUUUGCCUAAAUAAAAGGUCAGACCCCGUAUAAUAUAUGGCAUUCAGUUCUGGGCACUGCGCCUCAGAAAGGCUAUAUUGACCUUGGAGGAGGUGCAGCACAGAUUCAUUCGUAUGAUACCGGGGCUGAAAGAGUUAAAUUACGACGAAAGAUUACAUAGGCUAGAGCUGUAUUCCCUCAAACAUAUAAGAUUAAGGAGUGAUCUAAUUUAAAUGUUAAGAUGAUUAAAGGAGCUGACGGGGGAGAUAGAAACUAUAUUCUCUGGUGAGGGAAAUUCAGAACAAGGGAGUAAAACCUUAAAAUUGGAGCUAAGCCAUUCAAGGAUGAUGUUAGGAAGGACAUCUUCACACAAAGGGUCAUGGAAAUCUGAAACUCUCUCUGUCAAUAUCCUGCGAGGGUUAAUUGAAAAUUUCAGAACUGAGGUCGAUAAAAUUUAUUUUGUAAGGCAGUGGUAUUAAGGGUUAAGGAACCUAACUGGGUAGAUGGAUUUGCAGUACAAAUCAGCCAUAAUUGAUUAAAAGAACAAGCUCAAGGAGCUGAAUAGCUUCCUGCUGUUCCUGCUUUCCUACAUGACAUGUAGACAAGACAUUACAUUUUCCAAUGGACCUCAUGCCCUAUAUGCAGCCAGGCUGGGAUGGGAGAGAGUUCUGAACCUUGUGAUAGAACCUUUCAUUUUAACUAAAGUCGGUCAGGUAAAUAUUGGGGAAUAAUCCUGCGUCAGCUCAGCAUUGUGCCUCCAACCUUUAAGUGACGCGUCCCCACCCCCCACACCCACCACCAGGUAAUUGUAAUGAAUCGGUAGGUUCCUGCCAGCAUUACAAAGAGCUCAUAUGCGAGGUUUGUGGUCAAGUUACACUUCAGCUUUCUUCGCUUCUCCAUUUUGUAAAUGACAUAGCAACUGUGUAUAAUGCACAUCUAGAACGUAAGCAAACGUAGGGCUGGGUAACACUGCUGAAAUCCAUGGCACUGGCAAGCAGAUCUCUGGGCUUUCAUAUGUCAACAGUACAGCCGGUCAAAUGAAUCUGUCCAAAUAUUGACCAAAGCACCUCUCUGUUUACACAUUGUUACAUGAGCCAGGUAGCAAGUCCAGCUGUAAUUGUCAGUUGUGAUGUCACUGGACUGUGUAUUAAUUGGUACCAAUACAUGAUAGAAAGACCUCUCUUUAAGCGUCAGUUUUGUGGAUAAUCUAAAGUGAUCGCCCAGCAUGGCCACCCUUCACGUUUGGGGUUUGACAUAAAAACAUCUCCAUCCAAACGCAACUCAGGUUUGGAAGGACACAUCCUGCCAUCUGGCCGUUCUGCAGGAACUUUUCACUUCUUCCGGUGCUCGAUGUGCAACCUUCACAGGGAUUCCACUAAUAUCCCAGUGACAGCACUGCUGCUCAGGGCUCACAUGGCACCAUUAAUAGAGUCGGCCAAAGAGCCUUUUGUUCGCCUUUCAAGGGGAGGGUUGGCAUUGAAUAAAAUCCACAAGCCCAAAGACCAAACAUGACAGCGUGGCCAAUCAACACAGUUGGUAUAGAUAUUUGUAGGAAGAGAGGAAACCGAACUUUGCAUUGCGUGCUAGUGGCUAUGUCGUAAAUACAGUUGUUGACUUGUUAUCAUGGCUUGUUUUCUACCAUGCAUGGAAAAAAUAAUGUGUCCAAAGCAACACCACAGAACCUCUAGGAUGGGUGGCCUGUUGUACAUCCAAUAAGCCCAUUGGUUCAAGCAGCCAAUUAGCUUUUGUUUGUUGCAGCCAAAGCUAGCUUAUGAUUGGAUGCCGCUUUGAUCUGAAGUAUUCUAACCAUGGCUCCCAUUGGCUACCAGAACCAAUUCCCUGACAUAGUCACAUUGCCUGAUGCGAUUGGCUAGAGGAUGUACAUUCUGCUAGAUCAUCUCCUUAAGUGAUAACGUGCUGUCCCCUAUUUAAACAACAAAUUGGUAAUAUAUACAGAACUUGUCUUAUAUUGUGUACUCUUGUAAAUAUUCAUAUUUAAAAGAAUUUUUUAUAAUAUAUAUAUAUUCAGCGAUGUCUGACCCA
Molecule: messenger RNA, 4271 nt
Organism: Carcharodon carcharias (great white shark)
Lineage: Eukaryota; Metazoa; Chordata; Chondrichthyes; Lamniformes; Lamnidae
Gene: ypel2a
Product: yippee-like 2a
Exons: 5
Coding region: 156-575 (139 amino acids)
Source: RefSeq, a predicted model, not a curated record